AGCAGCACACAGUCUGGCUUAUGACUUAACGUCACUGCUUCCUCGUUCUGUAGUGAACUACAGAACUACUAUUGUUCCUUUACUCUGUUUUGUGCUUCUCUUACGAUGAUUUUCCUGGCCAGUUCUCUCAUUUUUCUGCAAGUUUUCUACAGCGAGUAAUGGAAUCAGAAGAUGGGCUCCAUGUUGUUGAAUGUGCUCUCGUUAUUCCUGCUUUGGUCCUUCCAUAAAGGGAUUUCUCAGGCGCCUGAGUGGAUUGGAGAGCUGGAAGUUAGCGGUGAGACGGAAUGGAUUCCCCAGCCGGACCUCAUGGAUGACACCUACUGGUCCGGGUCAGCGCCGCUGUGUUUAGGCGGGUGUAAGACCCGUCACCGGGAGCUCAGGAAAGACCCUUGUGGCGACUCCAGCUGCUGCUGGCUCGGCUACAAGUCUCUCUGCAGAGUGAACUGCGGCAGGCCUGAUGCGGACUAUAACGGAGUGGUUUACGGUAACGACUGGUGGGUGGGCUCUGUGGUGAGGUACGCCUGUCGCUCUGGCUUCAUCCUGCUAGGAACCCCCACCAGGUCAUGCCAGUCCAAUGGCCUCUGGACCCCGAAACCCGUCUGUCUCAGGAUGUGUCAACGCGGGAGCAUUGAAGUCAGGGAGAGCGAACUGAACGGCACCUGUGACUCCACCUGCGAGAAUAAGAGCUACUUCGGCCCACCCAAACUGGGCUGCUCGCUGAUGAACAACUGUAAGAAGAAGGAGACGGGCUGGAAGAGGUUCUUCACGCAGUGCGUUCCGUGUAUUUGUGACUGCUCCUUAUCAUGUGCAACUGCAGGCUAAUCCUGACGUCAGACAACGAAGUGAAAGUCUUCAUCCAGUUCCACGGACACGUCGGUAAAAUAAGAAAAUAUGAAAACUAUAUUUUCAUCAUUUUUCCUUUACUUUCUUAGAAUUAGGUUGAUACCAGAGGCUUACAACUAUAAGAUGUGUGUUUGCUUGUAAGCUCGGCUGCUGCGCCUCUCAGUCCAUCUGUCCUGCAAGGAGCUAAAACACUAAUCUUGUUACAAAGGGCAGAUCUGCAGUCCGAUGUCUGCUGUAAACCUUGUUAAAAAGUGGUAUUCAUGGUUACUACAAUGUUGUGUGCUUUUUAAUAAUUCAUUGUGAAAAACAUUUUUGGGAGUGAUGUUUGUAAAAUAUAUUUAUUUACAUCAAUUAAAUCACUGGUGUGGAAAGUU
Poecilia reticulata (guppy) is the source of this 1217-nucleotide messenger RNA. RefSeq names its product C4b-binding protein. The record is from RefSeq and is a predicted model, not a curated record. Lineage: Eukaryota; Metazoa; Chordata; Actinopteri; Cyprinodontiformes; Poeciliidae.